AUCCACUCUCCUGGUAUUCCCUACUUGGAUGAAUUGCUUCAAGAUCCAAAGGUGGAAGGUUCCUUUGACUUUGCAUUUGUGGACGCUGAUAAGGAGAACUACUUGAAUUACCAUGAGAGACUACUGAGGCUUGUGAAGGUUGGAGGACUCAUUAUGUAUGAUAACACUCUGUGGGGUGGUAGCCUUGCCAUGGAUGAGUCCUCCCUCUCAGAGCACAUGAAGAAGACGAGACCCAAUCUGCUCAAGCUCCAAGAAACACUAGCCAUCGAUUCGCGUGUCGAGAUCUCGCAGAUCUUCAUAGCUGAUGGUGUCACACUUUGCCGAAGGCUAUAUUGACCUUUUUGACAUGAUUGAUUUCCAUUGGUUUCUCAGUAAUUUAGGGUUUUAUGCAUAACAUAGUACCUUAAUAUGUAGGGGUUGCAAUGUUAACUCGCCUGAUCGGCUCCCCCCUAAACAACCAAAUAUGGCACGGGGAUGAGGCUAGGCCUGAGCUUGACCCAUGGCUGGUACGGCACGGGCUCGGGCCAUGUUUGGCUCGAUCCAGACUUGACCCUUUGGUAGUCAUGUACUAAGCUGCAAAUGCGAUAAACAUAAACAAAUACCAUUGAUAUUAUGAAUAAAUUUAGGUGCAGGGUUGGUAUUCUCGGCUA
Amborella trichopoda is the source of this 650-nucleotide messenger RNA. Lineage: Eukaryota; Viridiplantae; Streptophyta; Magnoliopsida; Amborellales; Amborellaceae. The record is from RefSeq and is a predicted model, not a curated record.